AUGGAGAGAAUUUCAAUUCUUGGUUUCAUUUUGGCUAUUCUCUAUUUCAUAACAACAGAACUUGCAUGUAGUGGUCAUACCCAUAUCGGCAACAAUGUUCAAUCUGAACAAAAUGCUCUUAUUGACUUCAAAAGUGGUCUCAAAGAUCCCAACAACCGGCUUUCAUCCUGGAAAGGAAGCAAUUAUUGCUACUGGCAAGGAAUUAGUUGUAAAAAUGGCACAGGAUUUGUCAUCUCGAUUGAUCUUCAUAACCCUUAUCCUCAUGAGAAUAUAUAUGAGGACUGGAGCUCUAUGAACUUAAGUGGAGAAAUUUAUCCUUCGUUGAUAAAACUCAAGUCUUUGAAAUAUCUAGAUUUGAGUUUCAACUCAUUCAAAGCCAUGCCAAUUCCUCAAUUCUUUGGGUCUCUGAAGAAUUUAAUAUAUCUGAACUUAUCAAGUGCUGGGUUUAGUGGAGCAAUUCCUUCAAAUUUGGGGAAUCUUUCUCACUUGCAAUAUCUCGAUCUUUCUUCUAAGUAUCCUAAAUAUGUUGAUUUUGAGUAUUCUAAUGAUUUAUUUGUUCAAAACAUUGAAUGGAUGACUGGUCUUGUUUCCUUGAAGUAUCUUGGUAUGAAUUAUGUUAACCUUUCAUUGGUAGGAAGUCAAUGGGUUGAGGUGCUAAACGAGCUUCCAAUUUUAUCUGAGUUGCAUCUAGAUGGUUGUAGUCUCUUUGGCUCAUAUCCAUCUCCAAGCUUUGUUAAUUUUACUUCACUUGCUGUUAUAGCUAUCAGCUCCAACCACUUCAAUUCCAAGUUUCCUGAAUGGCUUUUAAAUGUCAGGAACCUUGUAUCCAUUAAUAUCAGUUUAAGUCAAUUACAUGGGAGAAUUCCACUUGGUCUUGGUGAGCUACCCAAUUUGCAAUACUUAGAUCUAUCUUGGAAUUUGAAUCUCAGGGGCAGUAUCUCUCAACUGUUGAGGAAGAGUUGGAAAAAGAUAGAAGUUCUAGAGUUGGAAGGAAAUGAAUUACAUGGUUCAAUUCCAAGCUCCAUUGGAAACUUUUGCAACUUAAAAUAUCUGGAUUUGACGGGUAAUUGCAUGAAUGGAAGUUUACCUGAGAUUAUCAAAGGACUUGAAACUUGUAGUUCUAAAAGUCCUUUGCCUAAUUUGAUGAAAUUAUUCUUGCGCGACAAUCAAUUGAUGGGAAAAUUGCCGAAUUGGUUGGGUGAGCUUAAAAAUCUUAGGGUACUCGAUUUAUCUGGUAACAAAUUUGAAGGUCCCAUCCCUGCUUCUUUAGGGACAUUGCAACACCUGGAGUAUAUGUAUCUUGGAUUCAAUGAGAUGAAUGGAAGUCUCCCAGAUAAUAGUAUUGGACAACUUUCUCAACUGCAAGUCUUGGAUGUUUCUUCCAAUCAUUUGAGUGGAAGUCUCUCUGAACAACAUUUUGGGAAGUUGAGCAACUUGGAGUAUCUACAGAUGGACUCCAAUUCUUUCCAUUUGAAUGUGAGUCCCAAUUGGGUUCCCCCUUUCCAAGUGAAAAGUCUUCGUAUGGAUUCAUGCCACUUGGGUCCUUCAUUUCCGGCUUGGCUUCAGUCUCAAAAGAACCUCCAGUUUCUUGAUUUCUCAAAUGGCAGCAUUUCAAGUCCCAUUCCAAACUGGUUUUGGAAUAUUUCUUUUAAUUUGCAGCACGUAUUCCUUUCCAACAAUCAAUUACAAGGUCAGCUACCAAAUUCAUUAAAUUUUUCUGGUCAAUUAGAGAUUGAUUUCAGUUCCAACCUCUUUGAAGGACCUAUUCCUUUUUCAAUCAAAGGGGUCUCUUUUCUAGAUUUCUCCCAUAAUAAAUUUUCUGGGGCCAUCCCAUCAAACAUAGGUGAAUCCCUACCCAACUUGUAUUUCCUUUCUCUUUCGGGUAAUCGAAUAACAGGGACCAUCCCAGAUUCCAUAGGACACCUCUUCUAUCUUAAAGUCAUUGAUUUUUCAAGGAAUAAUUUGACUGGAAACAUUCCUUCUACAAUAAAUAAUUGCUCUAGCCUAAUUGUUUUAGACCUUGGAAAUAACAAUUUGUCUGGGAUGAUCCCAAAGUUGUUGGGUCAGUUACAAUUGCUUCAAUCACUACACUUGAAUGACAACAAGCUUUCAGGAGAGCUCCCCUCAUAUUUCCAAAAUUUAUCAAGUUUGGAAGUCCUUGAUCUUAGCUCUAACCAAUUAUCGGGUAAGGUUCCUUCAUGGGUUGGAACUGCUUUCAUAAAUCUUGUAAUACUCAACUUGAGGUCAAAUGCAUUUUUUGGAAGACUUCCCUCGCGGCUAUCAAAUUUAAGCUCCCUACAUGUCUUAGACCUUGCACAAAACAAUUUGAUUGGUAAAAUUCCAAUUACUUUUGUGGAGCUUAAAGCCAUGGCUCAGGAGCAUAACAUGGAUAUGUAUUCUUUAUAUCACACGGGGAGCAGCUCUUGGUAUGAAGAAAGGUUGAUUGUGAUUACAAAAGGCCAAAGUCUUAAAUACACCAGGACUCUUUCUCUUGUUGUUAGCAUAGAUCUAUCCGACAAUAAUUUAAGUGGAGAGUUUCCUGAAGUAAUAACAAAAUUGUCUGGUUUGGAGUUUCUAAACUUGUCCAUGAAUCACAUCAUUGGCAAAAUUCCCGAAAGCAUUUCAAUGUUGUGUCAGUUGUCCUCUCUUGAUCUAUCAAGUAAUAAGCUUUCUGGCACCAUUCCUUCAAGCAUGUCCUCGUUAACAUUCUUGAGUUAUUUGAAUUUAUCAAAUAACAAUUUCUUUGGUAAGAUCCCCUUUAUAGGGCAAAUGUCGACUUUCACAGAGUCAGCUUUUGCUGAAAACCCGAAUCUUUGUGGAACUCCAUUAGUCACAAAAUGCCAGGAUGAAGAUCUAGAUAAAAGGCAAAGUGCUCUUGAGGACAAAAUUGAUGGUAGCUACGUUGAUAAGUGGUUUUACUUGAGUAUUGGCUUGGGAUUUGCGAUGGGCAUUUUAGUUCCAUAUUUUGUUUUGGCAACAAGAAGAUCUUGGUGUGAUGCCUAUUUUGAUUUUGUGGACAAAAUUGUCAAAUGGCUAUUGUUUAGAAGAAGAGUGACCUAUGCCAAAAAUCAAGCCUAA
Molecule: messenger RNA, 3078 nt
Organism: Vitis riparia (riverbank grape)
Lineage: Eukaryota; Viridiplantae; Streptophyta; Magnoliopsida; Vitales; Vitaceae
Product: receptor-like protein EIX1
Exons: 4
Coding region: 1-3078 (1025 amino acids)
Molecular function (GO): protein binding
Source: RefSeq, a predicted model, not a curated record